Molecule: messenger RNA, 508 nt
Organism: Ceratotherium simum simum (southern white rhinoceros)
Lineage: Eukaryota; Metazoa; Chordata; Mammalia; Perissodactyla; Rhinocerotidae
Source: RefSeq, a predicted model, not a curated record
GAAAUCUGUAACCAGUCAUGUAACUGUGAACUUUGGAAACAACACACGGUAACAUUCUUACCAGAGGCUGUUGUGCCUAAAGUGUUAAUUCCAGUGUCGGGAGGGUUUGUGGCCGCUCAGCCAUCUUACUCCUGUUGGUACUUGUCUUGUCAGCAGAAGCCAGUACUUGCCCAUUCAGUUCUUUACUUUGAAGUAUUAGAGUGGAAUAAAAAUAUUAACACCUUGUACCAGCUUUCACGAACUCUGUUUAACAUUGGACGAUUUAAACGAGGCCUCAUGCUUUCUGUGGCUUUGUUCUGCCAGGAUGUCAUGUUGCUCCCUCGUCUAGUUCAGCAGGGCAGGCAGGUCCACUUCCAGGCCAUCUUGAUCUCUACAUUAACUUCAACAUGAGGCACCUUAUCAUUGUCACCCUUCAUUUCCUGAUCCAAAAGAAAAUAGUUUAAAAUGCCACAGGUUACUUGGUUUUUGCAUCUGGAAUAUGAUAACUUAAAAAGAUUAAAAAGAUAAA